Closterium sp. NIES-65 is the source of this 2655-nucleotide messenger RNA. The record is from the annotation of a GenBank genome assembly. NCBI's taxonomy places the organism in Eukaryota, Viridiplantae, Streptophyta, Zygnematophyceae, Desmidiales, Closteriaceae.
AUGCAUGAAGCAGAACGAGCGGAAGGAGCGGCAGGAGCGGACGGAAUCGAUGGAAGGGAAGCAGCCGAAGGGGAGGAAGGAGCCAAUGUGGGGGAAAAUCGAGGAGGAGAAGAAGCUUCGAUGGCAGAGGUGACAGAAGAGGGAAAACGAGGCGAAGGGGAGAGGGUGGAAGGAGCAAGAGAGGGGACGGAUGCAGCAACAGGGGGGUCGGUGUUGGGUGAGGUAGAAAACGCGGAGGGGAUGGAGGGAGCGGGAGAGACGCCUGCAGUUGCGGAUUGGCCGCUGCUUCGGUUCUCGCAGCCCGCUCCCGCCUGUCGCGCGCUGAUCUGGCAGUGCUUCCGCGCUGACGCGGACGCUGACGUGGCAGCCGACGCGGCAGCUGACGUUGCAAGCGGAAGAAGCGGAGGGCGGGGAUGCGUGGAGGGUAGUGCGGCGGGCAGGAAGCGGAAGGCUGGGUGCGAACGCGUGGUGCGGAGCCGGCGACAAGUGGACCCUUCUGGGAACUUUCUCAAGGGCGUGAAGUGGUAUCCUCGAUAUUCGUGCUUUGCAUGCACUCCAUUCCUUCGCAUUCAAUGCAACGCACUGCUCAUGCUGACGUCAUUAUGGCACGAUUCUUACCAAACUGUCCCUCCCCCCUCCUCCCUUUCUUCCCCAUCCCCCUCCCCACGGGCUGCCCCCGUCUCCUUCCCCCAUUCUCUCUCCACGUCUCUUCCCCUCUUCUACCCGCCCUCGCUCCUCCCCCCUUUCUCGUACCUGUCAGAUUCGCUGGCACCAGCAGUGAUGGUCAGGGAGGGGGAGACCAUCUAUGACUUCGCAUGGUUCCCUGCCAUGUCAGCAGCUGGUAUGCCAUGUCAGCAGCUGAUAUGCCAUGUCAGCGCUUGUGUGCUCUCACCUGAGGUGAUUGGCCAGGUGUGCUCUCACCUGAGGUGGUCCGCCAGGGCUGUUCAGGUGUUAGACCAGGUGUUAGACCAGGUGUUAGACCAGGUGUUAGACCAGGUGUUAGACAAGGUGUCAGACCAGGUGGUACGCCAGGUGAUGGACGAGACGAGAUAUUGCUACUGCCCGCUCUACAGCUUCCAUUUCCUUCUCCAAUCAUGCCCCACUCCCAUGUCUCAUCCAGCUGCGCUGCGCUGCACGUACCACGCACAUGACCACACCACAUGGACAGACGAGAUCGCCAUGCAUGUGUGCGUAUUGUAUUGCUACUGCGCUGAAUGUACCGAAAUGCACUCCUCCCCACCCUCCCGCACCAUGCCACACCAGCUGCGCUGCACGUACCGAGCAUACGACCACCUGGAUGAGAUUGCUGCUGCCCUCUCCCUCACCUUCUCUUCUCAAGGAGACAAGAUCAAGCAAGUGAUUGAGGCAAGUGAGCUUCCCUUUCACGUCCUCCUCCUUUGUUUCUUUCUCUUCUGCCUUCGUUUCCUCCUCUCCUCCUCUCUGCCUUCCGACCUCCCAUAUCACCACUUGAUAGCUGCCCCACUCCCUGCUCUUCCUGCCCCACUCCCUGCUCUUCCUGCCCCACUCCCUGCUCUUCCUGCCCCACUCCCUGCUCUUCCUGCCCCACUCCCUGCUCUUCCUGCCCCACUCCCUGCUCUUCCUGCCCCACUCCCUGCUCUUCCUGCCCCACUCCCUGCUCUUCCUGCCCCACUCCCUGCUCUUCCUGCCCCACUCCCUGCUCUUCCUGCCCCACUCCCUGCUCUUCCUGCCCCACUCCCUGCUCUUCCUGCCCCACUCCCUGCUCUUCCUGCCCCACUCCCUGCUCUUCCUGCCCCACUCCCUGCUCUUCCUGCCCCACUCCCUGCUCUUCCUGCCCCACUCCCUGCUCUUCCUGCCCCACUCCCUGCUCUUCCUGCCCCACUCCCUGCUCUUCCUGCCCCACUCCCUGCUCUUCCUGCCCCACUCCCUGCUCUUCCUGCCCCACUCCCUGCUCUUCCUGCGCCACUCCCUGCUCGUCCUGCGCCACUCGCUGCGCGACCUGCCGUGUCCCUGACCUGCCGUGUCCCUGACCUGCCAGUGUUUGACACGAGCAUACCAGGGCGGGACUGCCAGCAGCACAGCACAGGCGCCAAGGGACGCGGCCAGACAGCCGUGGGCUCGUAUGACGGCACUGUGGGGCUGUACGGUGACCCAAUUUCUCAUUGCCUCCUCUCAACCCUCAACCUUCCCAACAGUAAUCGCCCCCAUCCCCUCGCAGGUCUGCUGUCCUGUCUGGCCACCAACCCGUUCAUGCCAGGCCUUCUGGCCGUGGGGUCGUACGAUGGCAGUGUGGGGCUGUACGGGGAUCUGGGCAGGGAGGCCAUGGCAGUGAUGCACGGGCACACAGGAGGGGUCACUCAGGUGGGUGGGAGUGUAGGGUUGGGUGCUCCUUUUCUCGGGAUGGCAACAUCUGAGCCACGUCCAAACCUGAUUUCCUUCUGCACCUCUCUCUCUCCCUCUGCACACACCACGCCAUGGCAGGUGCUCUUUUCUCGGGAUGGCAACUUCCUCUACUCGGGUGCGCGCAAGUGUGUUUCGUCCACCAACCAGCGCAUGUCCGAGCCAUUCAUGCCAUGCCAUCCCAUGUCACCCCUUGUCAUCCCGGUUCAUCCCUUGUCACCCCUUGUCAUCCCGUAUCACUCCAUGGCACCCAUGGCAGUAUGCAGCGGUGUGUGA